Messenger RNA from Trichoderma citrinoviride, 1593 nucleotides. RefSeq names its product general substrate transporter. Gene Ontology annotation, biological process: carbohydrate transport; transmembrane transport. The record is from RefSeq and is a predicted model, not a curated record. Gene Ontology annotation, cellular component: membrane. Lineage: Eukaryota; Fungi; Ascomycota; Sordariomycetes; Hypocreales; Hypocreaceae. The coding region runs from base 1 to 1593 and encodes 530 amino acids. Gene Ontology annotation, molecular function: carbohydrate:proton symporter activity. The transcript is spliced from 3 exons.
AUGGCUGGGCCCAACCUCUUCUUCGUCCUCACUGUCUUAGUUAUUGCCAGCGGGUCUGUUCCAAAAGGUUACGAUGAAGGCGGGUUUGCUGCCGUGGCGGAUAUGCCAUCCUUCCUACACGACUACGGCCUCUUGGACAGACAGUGGACGGGCACCAAGCAUGAUCUUGUCCAGUUGAAAGCCAACAUCACGUCCUUCAAUGUCCUCGGCGCAGCGUUUGGCGCCAUCCUUGCCCUCCUUGUCACAGAUAGAGUUGGGCGCCUGCGAACGUGGCAGGCCUUUAUGGCCACGUGGAUGGCCGGCUUCUUCAUCACUACGUUUGCGUCGGGGAUACUGGGCUUGUUGCUCUUCUCGCGGCUGUUGUCUGGUCUGGGCGCUGGCGGUCUCACCGUUGUAGCACCCGUUUACCUCACAGAAAUUGCUCGGUCAAAGUCCCGCGGGAUGGUGGUGUCCGUGUACAUGGUGUUUCUGCUGUCUUUUCUCAUGUUUGGAUUCUUCAUCAGCUAUGGCGCCAGGAACUCCCUACCCCCGUCUAGGGCGCAGUACCGCGUUGUGCUGUGUGUGCCUAUAAUUUCUGGAGGCAUUGCCUUGUUCUUAUCCCUUUUCCUCAAAGACACGCCCCGAUGGCUUGCUUCCAAAGGCCGCAGCGAGGAGGCUCUGCUGGUGCUAUCCAGGCUGCGGGGGUCGCCUCCCAACGACACUGCCCUCACAGGGGAGUAUACCGAGAUUGUCGACCAAGUGCGAGAAGUGAAGCAAAGCCUCUCUGGCACCACGACGUGGAUGAUCAUCAAAGAGGUUGCCACCGUCCCCAGCUAUCGCAAACGCUUUCUGCUGGGCUUUGCGAUGCAGACAGUUGCCCAGUGGACGGGCGGCAACGGCAUCACCUACUAUAUCCCCACCAUUUUUCGGUUCGCCGGCGUCCACAGUGACAACAUCUCCCUGAUCAACUCGGGCGCUUACGGGGCGCUCAAGCUCGUCUUCACCAUGAUAUUCACGUGGGGGCUCAUUGACAUCAUUGGGAGGCGCGUCUGCUUCAUGACUGGCCUGUUCAUCCAGGGCAUCACCCACGUCUACAUGGCCGUGUACAUGGGCCUGUGGAUGGACUCUCACAACAAGCCCGCCUCUGAUGCCGCCAUUGCGUCCGUCUUCAUCUACGCCGUUGGCUGGUCCAUCGGGCUCUGCACGAUCCAGUACCUCUACGGCACGGAGAUUUUGCCCACGCGCAUCAGGGGCGUCUGCUACGCGUUCAACAUGACGGUGCACUGGUUCUUCCAGUUCGCCGUCGUGCGCGCCACGCCAUCCAUGUUCGAGAGCCUCGACGUCUGGGGCGCGUACGUCUUUUGGGCGUGCGUCUGCUUCGUCGGCCUCGUCGUCCUCGGCCUCUGGGCGCCCGAGACAAAGGGCGUCCCGAUGGAGCGCAUGGCCGAGCUCUUCGCAGGGCCUUGGUACAUGGGCUGGAGGGCCAAGCUGGGCGCUCUGCCCCCCCGCCGCGAUGAUGACGCCGACGGGGACUCGCUGCAGAGGUCGCCGUCUGAAGAUCCGGGGACGAGCUCCGAGACGGUUCAGGUGAAGCCCAAGAUGAAGGAUCCUUGA